AUGUUUAAGGUCAUAUACUGGUCGGGUAAUAAUCCUUUAAUCAUUCUAUUUAUAUUAAUUACUUCAAUAACUACUACUACUACUACUACUACUACUACUACUACUACUACUACUACGACUAAUACUACAACAACAACAACUACUACUACUACUACUAUUAAUACUACCACUACCAAUACCACUACUACCACUACUAUUACUACUACUACUACUACUACUACUACUACUACUACUACUACUACCACUACCAAUACUACUACUACUACUACUACCACUACCAAUACUACUACUACUACUACUAUUAGUACUACUGUGGUGUGGUUUACUUAUAUCUAUAUAAGUAGUAUAUGGUGUGGGUCAGACAUAGAAUGUAUUUUCGCAGAAGACCGAUAACGAAAGAACUGAAAUGAAGCGAAAUCGUUUGGAAAAUGCACGAACAAUGGAAUUAAAGAAGAAACAGUGAAGAUCGAGACUAUUGGUUGUUAAUUUGCAAAUUGACUGUUCAUUGUUUGGUUUUCAGAAUUUACUGAGAUAGUCUGUAAUCUUUGCUUAAAUACAUUCGAUUGUCCCCAACUAGUGUUCUGUUCAUUACACUAUUACUACUACUAUUACUACUACUGCUAUUACGAAUAUUACCAUAUCCUAUAAAUGAACUGUUACUGUUCACAAUUAACUUUGAAGUAAUUUAUGUUAUAUCUGUCAAAAGCAACACUUGAUUUAUACUUAUUGCAUAUAAUUAGUUAUUAAUUUCAUUAAGGGAGACUAUACUGAUAUGGGAAAAAAAGUUUGUUGAUAGCAUUUGUGCAUUCAUCAACUAAUUCAUAUAUUCUAGUAGAUAGAGAUUCAUAAUAACACCUGGAUCCUCAGUGUAGUUAUUGACAAUCCAAAGUUUGUGUAUAGUCAGAGAGUUAAUUGUAAGGUUAGUAACCAUAUCUGUUACAAAGAAUCCCCCCAGUAACAAAAUGCUAACCAACAGAAUACAUUUGAAAAUCAUGUAAUAUGAUAUUAACAACAGUAAAUAUAGUAAUAUCUCAGUAUUCUUAUGUUUUUCGAUUUUUAUUUUUUUUUUUGAAGGGGGAAGAGGGGGAUAUUAUAAUUUACAACUACGUCGGCAAUUCAAAGUCAUUCAGUGAAUUAUUCAAAGGAACUGAUGCUUUUGAUAGAGUUAAGUUCUUUGUGCUAGAUGGUUUGUUCAUGGGGCUUUCAUAAUCCUUCUGAAUGAAAUCAUCGGCGCAAACUUGGGCUCCUCAAUGAGGGGUAACAUAAGUAAGUAAUUUAUAAAAAUACUCAAAAUGUGCACAUAUGGGUAUAUAUAUAUUGCGCCUCCGUCUAUCAAUAUUCUUAGUGAGUUACUAUCUUGCAACAGGCCCGAUUGAACUCCAUGAGAUCGGUAGGUCCUGAGUUCGAAUCUUGCUAGCGUGAUCGUGGAUGUUUACCGCUGACGAGUUCCACAGUAGGACGAAAUGGCCGUCCAGUACUUCACGGUUUUUCAUGAAAAAAAAAACUGACUCAUGAAAAUAACUAGUAAAUUACUAUUAUUUCCACUAAACCCCUUUCUAAUUAUAAAUAUGUAUGAUUCACCACACUAAAAAUUUGACUUACCUAUUGUCCUUCAGACUGAUCG
Messenger RNA from Schistosoma rodhaini, 1624 nucleotides. NCBI's taxonomy places the organism in Eukaryota, Metazoa, Platyhelminthes, Trematoda, Strigeidida, Schistosomatidae. The record is from the annotation of a GenBank genome assembly.